Messenger RNA from Suillus subalutaceus, 1224 nucleotides. RefSeq lists its product as uncharacterized. The transcript is spliced from 5 exons. Lineage: Eukaryota; Fungi; Basidiomycota; Agaricomycetes; Boletales; Suillaceae. The coding region runs from base 48 to 1064 and encodes 338 amino acids. Gene Ontology annotation, cellular component: nucleus. The record is from RefSeq and is a predicted model, not a curated record. Gene Ontology annotation, molecular function: DNA-binding transcription factor activity, RNA polymerase II-specific; RNA polymerase II cis-regulatory region sequence-specific DNA binding. Gene Ontology annotation, biological process: regulation of transcription by RNA polymerase II.
GCUCAUCAUCAUGCCGACCAGCAAACACUCACAUCUUUUCGUCGACGAUGUCGUACGCGUACGGGGCCUACGGCCGCUCGCCAUCUCCCAUAUUCUCACAGAGUUCCGCACCACUAGAUGACUCCUCAGACGAAGCACCCGAUGUUCAACCAAGCGCGAGCCGGGCGGGUUCGCCGGGACCUGAGCAUGGGGAAGCAGCAGGGGCGGACACGAUGACAUGCCUCUGGGACGACUGCGGUGUUAUCUUCAGUCACCUCCCCAGUCUCAUAGAACACAUUCACAACACCCAUAUUGGCGUGCACAAGUCGAACUAUACCUGCGAGUGGGCGACAUGCAACCGUCGUGGGCUCGCACAGACUUCGCGAUUCGCCCUUAUAUCCCAUAUCCGCUCGCAUACCGGCGAGAAGCCCUUCAUUUGUUCCCGGCCAGAAUGCGACAAGUCCUUCACUCGCUCCGACGCGUUGGCAAAACACAUGCGACUACAGCAUAACAUGCCCCCUCCACCCUCCGGUAGGGGCUCCUCAGGGACACGCAAACGCAAACGAUCUACCUCACCCUCCCACCCCCAAACCGCACCUGCGCCCGAACACUCCGCCUUCAACACCUUCAAACUCGAACCGCAGACCCCUUCUGAGCUUGAUAACGGCCUCGGGGGUGGAGGAGAUUACUUUUCGGGACUCGCGCGUGAGGAAGACGAGGAAGACGAUGAUGAUGGAGAGGACGAUGGACUUCCACCGCAUUUGCAGAAGCUCUUGGAUCCUAGGACUGGCUUGAUCAUGGGUCGCAGUCCUGCACUCGUCAUGUAUGUAAUUCAGAAAGCGAAAAUGCGCUAUGCGCUUGAGACGCAUGCGGCGCUCAUCGAGGAACUCAGGGUCACGAGGGCACAGGCGAAGGAGGAAAAGGCAAAGAAGGAAGCAAUGCUGGAUGAAUUGAUCAGGACUGUCUUUGGAGAAGAAGCAGCAGCUGUCACACAUGUCCUUCCCCCACAGCGGCGAGCUCGCCAGAGCCUACCAUCGCAAGCGCACCAUGUGCCAGCUGCGUACCCACCGCAACAUGUGCACUGAGGCUCCAGUGUGCUAGAUCUCUAUUGUAUUGAUGUUUUGCUAUCGUUAUCGUGAUUUUGACAUUGCCUAUGCGUGUUUAAGACAUUAUACCUGUCCAGGCUGCUGAAAUGUGCAGAGUAGAACACUUAUCCUAUGAUGUACGUCUCUCACAAGCCACAAU